Dioscorea cayenensis subsp. rotundata (Guinea yam) is the source of this 1578-nucleotide messenger RNA. RefSeq names its product B3 domain-containing protein Os11g0197600-like. The record is from RefSeq and is a predicted model, not a curated record. Bases 73 to 1434 code for a protein of 453 amino acids. Lineage: Eukaryota; Viridiplantae; Streptophyta; Magnoliopsida; Dioscoreales; Dioscoreaceae. Gene Ontology annotation, molecular function: DNA binding. The transcript has 6 exons.
GCGAGCUCGUGACAUUAGGGUUUUUGGAGGGGGGUUGGAGUGGAGGAGAGGAGCUCGAGCUCUCUCUCUCCAAUGGCGGCUGGAGCUCGAGGAAUGGCUUCCUUCCGCUGCCCUUCCUUCUUCAAAGUCUUUCUUCCGAACCUCUCGGCCCAGCAUUUGAAGAUCCCGCCGGCGUUCUUGAAGCACAUCGUGCAUGAGGAGGAGGCCAGGACUGUGUCAUUGGAGGGACCGAGUGGGAGUGUGUGGUGCGUGGAAAUGGUUAGGAAUUCAGGGGGGGUUUGGUUUGAGAAUGGAUGGAAGGAGUUUGUUGCUGAUCACUCUGUGGUUAUGGGGGAUUUCUUGGUGUUUUGCUACACAGGAGAUUCAAGCUUUAGGGUGUUGCUCUUUGAUUCAACGGCUUGCCAAAAGGAGGUUGCUUUUUGUGCUAGGCCGAGUCAAGCUGCUACGGUUCUCGGAGAGGAUAUUGAUGAGGAUGAUUGCAAGGAUUUGUUCAAGAGAGCUCUGGAAAAGAAUGCGAAGAAGAAGAAGAGGAGGGUUGGGGAUUCUUCUGAUGUUGAUAAUUCACAGAGGAAAGUCAGUUCCAGCUUGGCUGUCCAUAGUGAUUCACAUUCCGGACCAUUUGAAAUUCUGGGAGCUGCAAAUGGUGGUAGUAGUUUUGAUGAGGCUGACGGAAGUACUCCAAAGGAGGGGACAGGUACUCUGAUGACGCUGAAGAGCUGUGGCAAACAAUUGCAUUCAAAUAUCCCAAACCGGAAAACAUAUAUACCAAAAUCCCGGCGUGGAGAAUUGACUGUUUAUGUUCCGCGUAUCAAGCCUACCACUCCAAAACCACAAUGUAAGGUGAAGCAAGAAAUCGAUUUCACUGAAGAGGAAACUCUCUCUAAUAAACUCAUCCAUUCCGGUGAAAUGAGCACCGUAAAGGUGCAGAGCAAAGUUAAAUCGAAUUGCUUGGCAUUGAUGGAGUCUGGUGGACCACCUCAAUGCAGUGAGGAUGAUGUCAAAUUAGUGCGACUGGGAUCACUGUUAUCCCAACGACGGCCUGUAACAAAAGAUGAAAUGGAUAGGACUAUUGAAAUGGCGAAAUCAUUCAACUCUCAGAAUCCUUUCUUUGCAGUGGUCAUGCGGGAAGCUUAUGUUUAUUCUAGUUUUUUCAUGAAUGUGCCGCAUACAUUUGUAAAGCAAUACUUCCCUGAAACAAAAACAGAAAUGAUUCUUUGGGAUUCAGAGGGGAAACGAUGGCCAAUAAUGUACAACUCCUACGGUAGGCGUGGCGGGUUUAGUGCUGGCUGGGGGAAAUUCUCUCGCAAUCAUAACAUCGAAAAGGAUGAUGUGUGCAUCUUCGAACUAAUUAAAGAGUACGAAAUGCGAGUUCACAUCUACAGGGUGGUGGAGGAGAUCUCACCUCUCGUUCGAAUUCGCAGAAAAGACCUUUGAUUACUAUUUGUAUUUGUAUUGUUUUCUAUCAUUGAAUUGAGCUAAAAAGCCGAGGUGUUCUGAAGCUCUGUUGUAUAACUAUUCUUUUUUAUUCGAAGACAUAAUCAUCAACUUUUCUGAUUAAUCAAGCUGAAAUUUCACCCA